This is a messenger RNA of Dermacentor silvarum, 6231 nucleotides long. Its product is annotated as monocarboxylate transporter 13. Gene Ontology annotation, molecular function: monocarboxylic acid transmembrane transporter activity. The record is from RefSeq and is a predicted model, not a curated record. Gene Ontology annotation, biological process: monocarboxylic acid transport; transmembrane transport. The transcript is spliced from 6 exons. The coding region runs from base 1027 to 3033 and encodes 668 amino acids. NCBI's taxonomy places the organism in Eukaryota, Metazoa, Arthropoda, Arachnida, Ixodida, Ixodidae.
CGAUGUUGUGCCGUGUAGGGGUCGAAUUCACAAAGCUUUUCGUUCGCAGGUGCAAAUUGCAGUUGGCCCAUCACUUUCGUUAAUAACAUGUCCGAUAUUCAAAUUCGUACGCGUCAGCCCCUACGGACAGUUUUACCGUAAGAACGUUUUUGUGAAUACGGGCCGUGAAGGGCGCGUGCUUCACUUUCUUCGUGCUUCUUUCGCCACUGUCGAACGCGGUUUACUCGCCGUCGAGCCCUUCAUGAGACGUCGAAGACGAAGAAACGAAAGUGUCACAAGGGAAGCUUGACGAGGGUUUUUACAAGCCGUUCUCGCUCCGUCAUUGCAUCACAGACGGUUUUAACAGCGCGCGCGCGCGCGCGCGAACCCGGCGCCUUCGUCGCUCGCGCCGGCGCGUCACGCGACUUCGCCGGCCGUGAGCACGUGACGACAGCUUUCGGGGACCGCCACGGCAGGGCGCAUGCGGCCAAGCCUCGACCGGGCCCUGGACAGGCAUCGCCAUCCGUCGGCGGCGAGCUACUCUCCAAGACCUCGCGAAGGUCUCCGCUGCCGGACCGCGUGUGCGAGCGUGUGGCUGAGCCUUAUCCCCAACGCGUGCAUGAGAAGCGAAGAGUCGAGCGCAUUGCCUCUUCUCCUGCGAGACGUGUAGCGUACUCUUACUCCGUGUGGUGCUCCUUAUUAUUAUUUUUCGCUCUCUAUAUCUCUCUUCUUUACGAAGCUCAGCGGGAAAUUACACGCAACUGACUGUCGUCACCUGCACAGACCACGCUGGGAUUUUCUUUUUCUGCCGUGAUCGCCGUGGCGGACGACCGAGCGAAGUUUCCAUCACACCUGCUUUUGAGCAUCACCGGAAGUUCCCGGCUGUUUCAGCAUUGCGCGUCACAGACCCGGAGGCAGCAGCCGUCCUUAUCGGCAUCGAGUGUCGAAGGCCGAAACAGUGUGGAGCCGAAAAGCGGGAUUCGGGCGGUGCAGUGACAAGGAGAGGUGACAAGAGGUGACAAGCGGCGCCCUCAAAAGCAGUCCACCAUGAGCAGCGACAAGUCAAACGAGUCCCUCCGCAAAGAGGAACCCCUACCUACAGAGGGCGAGGAAGAGGACGACGAAGGCACCGUGUCGCUACCCGACGACCGGGACGGAGCCGUGGAGCUACCCAGUCCCCCGGACGGUGGUUACGGAUGGGUCAUCGUGUUCGCCUCCUUCAUUUGCUUCGUCAUCGUCGACGGCAUCAUCUUCUCAUUCGGCAUCUUCCUGCGCGAAUUCGCCACCACCUUCGGCGAAUCCAAGGGGUCCACGGCCUGGGUGGCUUCCAUACAGACGGGUUGCUACCUGCUUGCUGGCCCAGUGGCUGCGGGCCUGGCGAAUGCCUUCGGAUGUCGCCCCGUGACCAUUGGCGGCAGCCUACUUGCGGCUGCUGGCUUCUGCGGUGCACUUUUCGCACAAAGCAUCCUGCAGCUCUACAUCACCAUCGGACUCUUUAGCGGCAUUGGCUUCGGGUUCAUUUUCCUACCUGCUGCCGUUAACAUCAGCUUCUACUUCGAGAAGAAGAGAGCCUUCGCCACGGGCAUCGCCGUCUGCGGUUCCGGAAUAGGGGGCUUCCUGAUGGCGCCCUGUUGUCAGCUACUGGUCUCCGCAUUCGGUUGGAGAGGUUCCAUGCUCAUCCUGGCGGGCAUGACGCUGAACUGCUGCGUGGUAGGUGCCUUGUUCCGGCCGAUAGAGGAGACGCAACCCAAGUCGGAGCCCGUGCCACUAAAGCCUCUGCUACUGCGCAUAAAGGAAGCCCGCGACGCCAUGACCAAGUGGGAUUCAGAAGAGGACGGCAUCGACGACACGCUCGUUACCGGUGGUGGGCCGCGCCGCAAGCACAGCUGCCCUCCGCCCCGCAUCGCCCACGACGUCAUCCUGAACAGCGAAGAACGCAGCGCUUCCAGCUCCACCAGCGGCAGCAACAACAGCCCACCUCCGCCCUACUCCGAAGCCGUCAAGGCUGAGCAGCAGUUUAGCUGCUGCCACAACAACAACCAGCUCCGGGUCGAGCACAAACCUGCGUACCAGGCUCCUCCCGUUCUUCGAAAGCUGUCCUUCACCAAGAGCAACAACAGCAGGACACGUCGAAUGACGGCGCCCGAAAUGAGGCCCUUCUACCGCCAGGACAUCCUGUUCAGCGCCAGCCUUCUGCGCAUUCCGGAGUACCGCUCACAGAGGGACAUCGGCUCGUACCACCAGAGCAUCGCCAACCUGCCCAAGCAGGGACCGCACAAAACGUGGGGAUGCCUCUCGCCGGAGAUGACCGACACUCUGACGCAGAUGCUCGACGUCUCGCUCCUGACGAGCCCUACAUUUGUGACUCUGGCCGUGUCCGGAUUCCUGACCCUGGCGGGCUUCUUCGUUCCUUUCAUGUACAUCGUAGACAAGGCCAUCUUGUCGGGCAUCUCACCGGACAAGGCCGCUUUCAUCUUGUCUGCCAUCGGCAUCACCAACACGGUGGGCCGCGUGUUCUCCGGCUGGGUGUCCGACCGGCCUCAGGUGAACGCCCUCUUCAUCAAUAACGUUGCCCUCACUGUGGGCGGCGUCGCCACGGCGCUAUGUCCCUUCUUCGAGACCUACACGAUGCUCCUCGUCUACAGUGCCGUGUUCGGUUUCUCCAUAGCUUGUUUUGCCGCCCUUCGUUCUAUAAUUGCUGUCGAAAUGUUCGGAGUCGAAAAACUCACGAAUGCAUUCGGACUACUACUGCUAUUCCAAGGUGUGGCUUCUGUCAUCGGUUCCCCAGUCGCCGGUAUCUUUUACGACCUGACGGGGACAUACGACGCUUCCUUCUACGUCGCCGGAUCGGUCAUCACGCUCUCAGGUCUCAUGUGCCUCCCACUUCCCUGGAUUUCGCGCUGGGAGAGACGCCGAAAAGAGGCCGCCGCUCCCCAAUUACCCACCAUCAUAACGACGACCGUGGAAGGGGACAACGAAGGCGAGGAGGUCACGCUCAACCCUCAUGGUGCCUGCGCCAGCGAGGACUGCGAAGCCGGGCUAGCGGCCACCUAGGAUCGAGCCUGAUGAUUUCGCCACGGUUUCGGACAGGGACCGAAAGGAAAGCGACAACCAAAGACAAACUCGACCCCGCGCAUACUCACUCAGGAAGGUCGGCCUGCGCCGCUCGUUCCGUCGACCAAUCUACAGCUGUGGUGGGUGACACGUCCGGACGCCGUUGUGCCUUCGGAACCACUGGGGCAGAUUGUGUCGUAUGCUGCCACCAUACGUUCGCGGGUGUUUCUGGAAGAGCUCUGUCGGACGCUCGGAAAACGGAAGGCGACUUCGUCGAAUGGAGCCGUCCCGAGUGUCUGGCGACGGGAACAUUCCGCCAGCGUCUGCAAACCUUCGGAAAAGGAGGCGUUUCAGGCUGUUCAGAUGGGUGUACUUCAUCGUCUACUACUUCCGUGCUGCGACUAAUAGGUGCGCGCGUUCGUUGAGUGACGUGGUGUGCAUUCCAGGAUUACUGCGAAUGCCUGCUGGGUGGCUCUAGUGCCAACGUAAGUGUCUAAGAAGCAGAACGUGUGCCAAACUGUCGUGGCGCUGUGCUGAAGUGAGUCCGCAUGCGGCGCUGUUCCGUGAGUGAGUCCAUGCGCCUUCAGCAUACUGCAGACACCGAGGAGUCCGCACAUUCCUUCCGAGUCACAGACGUUCAGCCUCGAAAGUGGAAAGGAGAAAGAGUUGUUGCUGCACCGGUCACAAAGGCGUGCAGGAUUACGCGCUCGUUAAGUCAAAUUGUGCCAAUAACCAGCCGAGAGACGGAGUCGUAUGGCAGCAACAUCGCUUGCCGCAACAGCGUCGGACGGCGUACUUCCUGCUUACGAUAGGAGAUGGGAUACUGCGACUAGUGCACAACCUUCGUCUCAUUCUUGUGCGGUCUGUGUCGGUACUAGUACACUGUAGUGUCGGCGUGAGUGGCGGAGGCAGUGCUUGUCACACGUUGAGUCAUUUCCGGGACGCACCAGGUUAUACGCACGUAUGGUGAUGGAUGGCCGAGUGCUCUUCGGACGCAGUCAUUUCUUGCACACGCUUGUAAGGACGAAUGUUAGAGCAUGCUCUUGCCAUCGAUUCUUCAUUGUUAUCAAUUUUAGUAUUUUCACUUGGUUCUAACUACACGGCUAUCAUAACAGUUUGUGAAUGACUACUUGGUAAGCUCCAGUAAUAUGGUAAUGGCGUACCUUUGUUUUACCUAGCCAUCGGCAAUCGGUGCCAAAAAUUGAAACCAUUAAAAAAUUCGUGUCAGUAUAAAAUGAAGAACCAAGGAAAGUCCACAUGAGCACAAUAUGCUUAGCUGUUUGAGGUAAUUUGGGCUUCACAUAUUCAUUCAUAUGCACCAUCACACCUCCAUAAAUACUGUAGAGUUAUGGGUCUUUAAAUCACAAUUUUAAUUACUACUAUUCUGGUGUGUUUCCUUUUUUUUAUUGCAAACAUGGUACCAUUUCAGAUUUAAAAGGAUCUCGCUGAAAAAAAAAAAGUUCAAACUAUACAUUUUUGUCCAUCUGUAGCAACGCAUCCAUUGCGUUACAGGUGCUCUUAGUAUUUAGGCCAAUCAUAAUGUUUUAGCUGCAUACUCCGACACGAUACCCAACCAAUUAUUUCAUAACUUGUGAUUGUCAGUAUUCCAUUUGUAAUAAUUACCACAGACCACCGCUGCGAUCACAUCAGGACAGCUACAUAAGAGAAGUAACAAGUGCGAAUUCAUAUCAAAAAUAACGCCUUAAUACUGAUCUGUGAUUUUAUGUUCAGCCUUAGUGUCUCUGUCAACUAAUGAGCAAAAAAAACUAAUAAUCGACGGAUUUCGGUAAUAGUGUUGAUACUUGUAAAGUCAAUGUAUUUCUCGAUAAACUAAAUCAUAAAAAGUUAAAUUGUUGGGCUUUAGGUGCGAUAAACGCGACAUGAUUAUGAGGCAUGCCGUAAUGAGGGGCUCCAGGUUAAUUUUGAUCACCUGGGGUUCUUUAAAGUGCACCCAAUGCACGGUACACGGGCGUUUUUGCGCUUCAACACCCACAUAACCUUCGCAGGAGUGACUGCAUGCAUGUCCCAUACUCAAAUACCGACUGCCAUAUGGAGCACAGUGACUCCCGAAAAGCACUUAAAUGGGAGACACACAGUUAACCAUGCACAACGGAGUUGGCAGCGCUUUUGCGAAGUAAUUCAAUAUAAUUCACAGCCAAUGCUGGAUGCGGUUCUUCAAAACAGACUCGAAGUUGAAGCUCAGCUGGUUUUUCGCUGCAGUUCCAAGAUAUCUUCGUAUAGCACUACCUAAAGCAGUCGUUCGUUGCUUCAAACGUCGACGCCACGUGGUCUCGUCAUUUUUUAUUGCGAUAGCAAUUAUAUGGACACUUCAACCGGAUUUCUGCCCUCGGCGUCGCCGUCAUCGUCGCCGUCGCCGUGAGGUUCCGUAUAGAUUCCAAGGGUGAUAAAAUCGUCGCCGCGUGCCGUAUGCGCGAGCGAAAGCGUGCGGAAGACGUGCGCUAUCACGGAGGGCGAACUCCCCCGCACGCUAUCACGGAGAGCGAACGCACGGCGGAAAGCAAACGCGACCGUCGCGCGAUAGGCCAUGGGGGUAUGGGAGGGAGGGAGGCGGGGCGGCGCUGUGAUCCGGCACCAAAGGCGUAUCUUGCCACUCAAUCUCCCACGUGAAAGCAAGAAACGGGAAGAGGGCGGGGGGGGGGGGGGGGGCAGCUUCUCCUCUGCCAACAACUUCUCUGCACUUUGCCCGCCGGUGCCGGUCGCCCGCACCGUCUCUUAUCUCCACACGGCUCUGACCUUUGUACGCGCUGUGCAUUCGCCGCUCAGUUUCCAUUGAAGCGAUAGACCGCGCGAACCUGCGCUUGCUGCCAGCGUUUUGACAGUCGUUGGCUGCGGUCAUUCAGCGUGAUCUAUUCAUGUUUGCUUGUGCACGCUGACAUCACGGUUGUUAAUUCAGUAAGUAGGCCAAUGUGUCCAAGUUUAUGCAGCCGAUAAAACUACUAUCCCUACUCCGAAUAGCUCUCUACUAAUUUGCUAUCGCAAUCGAUGCUUCGCCUUUCGGGCGAAACUGCGACAUUUUUUUCUGUCUCUCUUUUAUUCAUUCCGGCUUCAGCGUUCGAUCUUUCGUGUUUACAAGGCGUGCCACAUCUUUGUCAACUUAAAGCAUCCACGCGUAACAGAAGCGUGGCAAUUGUACAUAAGCCGAGACUGUUUGAUUAAAACAAGUCAAGCAAACAGCGA